Messenger RNA from Plasmopara halstedii, 383 nucleotides. RefSeq lists its product as uncharacterized. The transcript has a single exon. The record is from RefSeq and is a predicted model, not a curated record. Lineage: Eukaryota; Oomycota; Peronosporomycetes; Peronosporales; Peronosporaceae. The coding region runs from base 106 to 345 and encodes 79 amino acids.
UUAGUACCGCCGGAAUUUAGCUUUACGGAAGCAAUAGUAAAAAUUAGUUGCCGCACAUCUUGGGCAGGUUUGCGCAUGGAUGGGUCUAAAUGUUGUUUCUAGUAUAUGAGACAUUUUUUCAAGAUAUCCAAUACUUUUCAGUUGCGCAAGAUUUGCUGGUAUCAAAGCCUUAAUUAUCGCAUUAGAGAGCAAGCGGCCCAAGUGGGACACGGACUUCUUUUGCAGCUUCCAUCAGCUGCGUACUAUAUCAUGAUAUUCCACCGUGGUACUCCAUCACUCUGCUUUAAAAUUUGGCUUAAAGUCCGAAUAAAUAAUUCACGUAGGCCCGUGCAGACCAAGACGUGAAUACCUUUUGGAUUACAAAGUGUAUGGCUUAACCCGAG